GUGGGACGGCUACAGUCCAAUACAACGCGUAAGGGAAAGUUUGUCUCCUGCCGGCUUCUGUACCUCCACCAGGAAGUUGCUACAAUUCAGUUCAUUCAGUACACUUAUCAGUUAUUUUAUUUCAAAAUGCGUCGGAGAACGGAAGCUCAAGCAUCAAGCAAUGAAACUGUUAAUGCCAAUAAAAAGGAUCCAGAUCAAAGACUUCACAACCAGUCUGAAGCUAAAGGCAGAGGUUCUUGCAGUUCUGUGCUCAUAAACAUUGGAAAGUGUUUACUUUUAAUCAUCAUCAUCCCUCCAUUCCUCAACUAUGCAUCGCUGCAGAGAGAAGGACAGAUGCUCUUGCCCAAAGAUGGCCAGAUUGUUGAUGUCAGUUUGGGUCAAAAGAUGCAUCUUCUGUGUAAAGGAAAAGGGAAGCCAGUUGUCAUACUUGAUGCACCAACUGGAAUGUCCUCAGACAUUUGGUUUCAUGUCCAAGAAAGUGUGGCCACACUAACAAAGGUUUGCACCUAUGACAGAAUGGGACUGGGAUUCAGCAAGCGGCUGAUGCAGAAUGAAACCACAGGAACUGAGAAAGUUUGGGGCAUGUCAACAUCAGGACGGAUGGUGGAUGAUCUGCACCGACUCCUGCAGGCGGCCGGGAUAGCCAAGCCCUUCAUCCUGGUGGGCUCCGAGCUUGGUGCGCUCAAUGGCAGGUUCUACAGCCACAUUCACGAUGUGCAAGUGUCAGACCUGGUGCUGAUCGAUCCCAUCCCAGAGGACGUUUUUGACGACGACCAGUGGAUGGACUACUGGUAUGGUAAGCUGUUGCCGUCAUUGCAAGCCAGACAGUUUUCCGCAGCUACAGGGCUGAGCCGCAUGCUGAUUAUCCUGGGGGCGAUUGAACCGACUAUCAAAGGCGAAAAUGUCUCAGAGGAGGUCAUCCAGCGCCAGAAAUACCUACUAAGUAACCCUGCCCACCAAAGCAGUGCUGUAGAUGAGCAUUACUUUCUGAAUGAAAGUGCAGCUCAAGUAAGGGACAUCACAAAGUUUAAGCCCCUCUCCAGCAGGGUGUCAGUGAGUAUGAUCACUGGAGAUUCCUUUGACGAGCAAGUACCAGAACACUUAAACCAGAUGGUAGCUAAGCUUCAAAAGAAGUUUCUGGAGGAGUCCUACCCAUCAGCCAAUCACAUUCACAUAAAAGAGGCAGACCGGCGAAUGAUCUACAAGAAGCCAUCUGCCAUCAUCCAGCACCUGAGGAAGCUAGUCAACCAGCGACAAGCCAAACAGCAGAGCGAGUGACCCAUGGCCAAAAUGUAACUAUACGCCAGACCUGGACAGAAUAACAGUUGAAUAUGUUUUAAAUAUUCAAUAAAACAUUCAAGUUAUCUUUUUACCUUUCCCUGUAGCAGUCUGUAGAGAUUGUCUACAUGUCUGAUAAGGUUCAUCAGGGAGUCAAUUUUAGAACAUAUUUUUGCACAGCUCUGCUUCAUUGGAAGCUUUUUAAUUGAAGAUAACUGGAGGGUAUUCAGUGUUAUGAAAUAUUUGCUGUCUUAGAUUCAGAAAAUCUUAUCUUUCAAGUUGUUAUUUCAGUCUCUUUACCUGAUUGGCCAGUGCCAAAAAUUAAUACAUUACUCCUUAUCAAUGUAAAAGCCACACAUGCCGCUGCUCAACCUGAUACUUUUUAUCUCAUUCCUUUCUGACUUAAUACCCUGCCAUGUUAUAGCCACAGGCAAGGGUACAUUGAGUUCCUCUGUCUCUGUUGCAUCAGCCUCAGUCAUUUGUUACUUGCGUAAAAUUGAGUUACAUCACAAUCAGACCUAGAAUGGCAAACUUUUUUUUUUAUGGAUAUACAGUAGUGCGAAAGAAAGAUCAGACAGCACUGGUUUAUCCUGAGGAUUUAAGUUUAAUUAUGACACCACA
Molecule: messenger RNA, 1899 nt
Organism: Xiphias gladius (swordfish)
Lineage: Eukaryota; Metazoa; Chordata; Actinopteri; Istiophoriformes; Xiphiidae
Exons: 11
Coding region: 127-1278 (383 amino acids)
Source: RefSeq, a predicted model, not a curated record